Molecule: messenger RNA, 1925 nt
Organism: Drosophila santomea
Lineage: Eukaryota; Metazoa; Arthropoda; Insecta; Diptera; Drosophilidae
Product: dynein regulatory complex subunit 2
Exons: 5
Coding region: 189-1823 (544 amino acids)
Biological process (GO): cilium-dependent cell motility; axonemal dynein complex assembly; regulation of cilium movement
Cellular component (GO): axonemal dynein complex; axoneme
Source: RefSeq, a predicted model, not a curated record
CUGUUGUGUAUUUGGAUGUGGAUGUGGAUGUGGAUGGUGGUGGGCUAGUGAUUCUUGUCAUGGCAACGCCGACAGUCAAUUUGUUAUUUAUUUUCCGAGGCGGCGCUUUGCUCGCCUAAUUAGUCAGCGAUUGGCCUUUCGAAAUUUGAUAAGCAGAUUUUUGGUAGCCGCCAAAGGAAAACUAAAUCAUGGGCAAAAAGGGUAAAGGCAAAGGCAAUAAGCUGGCCAAAAUGUCCGAGGAGGAGCGGGCCAGGUACUUGCAAAUGAGGGCCGACAUGGAGGAGGAGACGAGACGCCGGAAAAUGCAGCUUAUUUCCAUGUACAUGAAGAACAAACUGAAAAGGGAGGAUGCUUUUGGGCGACUCAAUAUGGCUAAAAUCAACCAGGAGUGGCGCAGCAUUUUGCGGCAGGUGAAAAUCCAGGAGCUGCGCCGCGAAAUCGUCGAUGUGGAGUCCUUCUUCCAGGAGGCACUGAAGCGCAAGGAUCAGGUGAUCCACCGUCUCAUUGCUCACAUCGAAUCCACUGAGGAUAUGUACGCCAAUCUGCAGCAGUCGCACAUGGAGAACAUCACCAGGAUAGUCGACACCCAUAGAGAUCGCAUCGAGUUCUUUCGGACGAUCUACGAGGACGACAAGCAGGCGGUGCUGAGCCAGUGGGAGCAGGACUCCGCCGUCUUCAAGGAGAUGCACGCCCAGAAGCAGCAGCAGCUGGAGUGCGUCUUCUAUCAGCUGGAGGAGAACACCGAUGGCGGGAUUCGGGACAACCACGAGCGCUUCCUGGACCGCUGCGAGGACCUAAAAAGUGGGAUGCAACUGCAGCUGGAGCAGAUCACCUCCAGAGGAGAAGCCCGACUGGAGAAGCUGUGGCAGGAGUAUCAGGCUGUGCUGGCCGGCUACUGUCAGCACAUCGAGGGCUUUUACUCGGAGUACGUGGACCUGAAGCAGCGGGAUGAGGAGGCAGCUCUACAGAUCAGCCAGCAGAGCCACGAGAUCGAGCACCUGGUGGACCAGCUGGCCAAUUUGCGUCUGGUCUCCGAGGAGUUCUACAUCAAGCAGCAGGGCCAACUGGAGCAGCGGCAGGCCAUCAAACAGCAGUUGACCGAGCGCCUGCGGGAGUUGCGCACCUGUGUGGAGCAGGAGGUGUCCAGUGAUCACCAGUUGUUCAAGCUUAUGUCCGUGGAGAGCUACCACGCCCUGGAAUUCCUGCAGGAAACUGUGGCCAAGGGCGAAACUCUCGCCCAGCUGUCUGCGGUCUGUGCCAAGAUGGAAACCCAGCGGGAGCGGAUGUUUCAGCUGCCGGAAAUUUCCAGGGAGAUUAUCGAGAUUCGAGAUAUAGAGGAUCCCGGCAAUGGUUCCCUAGCUGAUCCAGCCACCGAUCUUCUGAAGGACGAGGUGGCUGUGGUGCCCCAAAUGGAGUCCUUCUGGCGACGGGUGAACAACGUGGCCGUGGACGUGGCCUGCCUGAAGCAACAGAAGCGCCGCCUGGAGGCGGAGAACAGCCAGCUGAAGGCGCAGCUGCAGGAUUACCUCGUCAAUUUGAACAUUGCCCACGGCUCCAAUAGCCACGUCCACGCAUAUCUGGCCCGCCGGCCCAAGAGCAUGUCCGUGGACAGAGUGUCCCGCCUGCAGCUCCAGCCCAAGCUGGUGAAGAGUGCCCAGCCUACUGGUCGUCGUCGCCCACCGGCGCCCACUCCGCCCACUCCACCCACUUUCCACUUGCAUCCUGGACGCAGUCGGGCGCCUGCCUUCGAAGCCAACCUCUCAAACGUGGUGCGCUCGAGGACUUUGGCCAGGGGCAAAAUGAACCUGGCUAGAAUGGAAUAACUUGCUACCCAUUGUAAUGGGGAAGCUUUGGAUUUUAGAUAACUGGGCAUUGUAGCCACUUGCUGGAAACUCGGGAUUAAAUAUACAAUUUUAAUAUAUUCU